This is a messenger RNA of Rhopalosiphum padi (bird cherry-oat aphid), 1540 nucleotides long. RefSeq names its product elongation of very long chain fatty acids protein 4-like. Gene Ontology annotation, biological process: fatty acid elongation, monounsaturated fatty acid; sphingolipid biosynthetic process; fatty acid elongation, saturated fatty acid. The transcript is spliced from 8 exons. Lineage: Eukaryota; Metazoa; Arthropoda; Insecta; Hemiptera; Aphididae. Gene Ontology annotation, molecular function: fatty acid elongase activity. Gene Ontology annotation, cellular component: endoplasmic reticulum membrane. The coding region runs from base 267 to 1061 and encodes 264 amino acids. The record is from RefSeq and is a predicted model, not a curated record.
ACGUUUUAGUGCAGUUGAUAUAUUAACAAAGCCGGGGAAAGAAUACUAUUCAGUUAAGAAGUUUGUCUCGUGUACAACGUGUUAAGUAUCUUCAAAAAAUAUACUUCAGUAUUUGGCAGUACAAUUAUUAUGUUUAUUGAUAAUAUUUCAUAAACAUUAAUAAAUAUGAUAAGCUAAGCAUUAAAAACAACAGGCACGAGAUUUUUAUAUUUUAAAGAUAAUACAUUUUUAUAAUAUAGAAAUUUAUAGAGAAGAUUCAUAAAAUCAUGAAUGGAACACAUAGUGAUCUUUUCCAACUAUUAUACAAUGAGAUAAAGACAGACAGUACAAUUGACUCGUGGUUACUUGUUAGUUCACCGUGGCCAAUAUGCAUUAUUUUAAUAUUGUACUUGACAUUUGUACUCAAACUCGGUCCAAAGUUAAUGAAAAACCGAGAACCGAUUAACAUUAAGUACAUAAUCCUAUUCUACAACUUAAUGCAGACUAUAUUUAAUAGUUACAUUUUGGCUUACCAAUUUAUUAGACCAGAAGUUUCUAGUUAUUUAUGGAACCAUGCAUGUCAUCCUGAUACUACUAAAAUAAACAUUAUAAAGGAGCUACAUACUGCUUCAUGGUACUUCGCAAUAUCAAAAAUCAUAGAUUUAUUAGACACGGUGUUUUUUGUAUUGAAAAAAAAACAAUCGCAUAUUUCAUUUUUGCAUGUUUAUCAUCAUGUUAACAUGGUAAUCACUUGUUUUGCCCACCUCAGAUUCAUCAAAAGUGAAAAUGCUGCGAUUGGAACCAUUGUCAAUUCAUUUGUUCACGUAGCUAUGUACAGUUACUAUUUUUUAACAGCACUUGGACCAAACAUGCAAAAACAUUUAUGGUGGAAAAAAUACCUGACCCGCAUACAAAUUAUUCAAUUUAUAUUUGGAAUACUUUACUGUGUCAGCCUCAUCGUAUUUAAUUGCACCUAUUCUAAAUUAUUUAUCAUAUACAUGUUGGCCGACGUAUUCAUAUUUCUUUAUUUGUUUUUAAAAUUCUAUAAAAAAACAUACAAACCAAAAAGCAAGAUUCAGUAAACUCAACAACUAUGAAGACAUUUAAAUACGUGUGUGUGUAUAUGUGUGUGUGUAUAAAAUUUAUAUUGUUAAUUUAUCAUAAAUAAGUAUAAUUAAUUCAAAAUUGAUUAAAAUUAAUACAAUUAUGAUUUGUUUUAAAAUGUAAAUUGACAUAUUAUUUUAUAUCGUCUACGUUAUUAUUAUGUUGAAAUUUAAAACUUAAUAAUGUUUAUUGUUAAUUAAUACAUAAGUUGGGAUUUCAACUAAAACAUUUAUUAUGUUUAUACUAGAAAUGUUGUUUAUUUAAAACUUUUUGUGAGUGUAAUGUUUAAAAGUCCUUAUUUACCGCAUUUGUAUUUUACAACGUGUAUGCUUCAUCAAUUACUUGUAAUGUAUUUAUAUAUUAUCAAAACAAAUAAAACCAUACAUUGAUUGAUAAAAAAAAUGAACUAAUACGUAAUGUAUAAUAUAUUAAUAAAUAAAAUAUAUUAUUGUUUUUA